Molecule: messenger RNA, 2993 nt
Organism: Acipenser ruthenus (sterlet)
Lineage: Eukaryota; Metazoa; Chordata; Actinopteri; Acipenseriformes; Acipenseridae
Product: zinc finger CW-type PWWP domain protein 1-like
Exons: 16
Coding region: 1-2418 (805 amino acids)
Cellular component (GO): nucleus
Molecular function (GO): zinc ion binding
Source: RefSeq, a predicted model, not a curated record
AUGCCAAAGAAGCCCAGAUUCGCUCCGCUGAUCAAAGGGGAGUGGGAAGGAGGGAGCAAGAGCAAGGCCGAGAGGAAGGGAGGAAGAGAGGAGAGGAGCACAAGAGAGGGAGAGGGUGGGACAGAGCCAACAUUUCUGACAGUACAGAAGAAAAAGAAGAAAGAGAAAGCUGUAGAACUGUACAGAGAGGAGGAGGGAGGAGAGGAGAAAGAGGUGAAGAAGAGGAAGAUAAAGAGAGAGAAAACAGAGGAAUCUGACAAAGAGGGACGGAGAGAGGAAACAGUGCUGACAGUACAGAAGAAAAAAAAGAAAGAGAAAGCUGUCGAGCUGUACAGAGAGGAGGAGGGGGAGGGAGGAGAGGAGAAAGAGGUGAAGAAGAGGAAGAUAAAAAGAGAGAACAUCGAGGAAUCUGACGGGGCUGGAGAGAGAGAGUCCACAUUUCUGGCCAUACAUGAGAAAAAGAAGAAUGAGAAAGCUGAGUCAGAGAAAGUGAUCAAAUCAGGAGUGGAGGAGGAGGAGGAGGGAGAGAGAGAGGGGGAGGGUGUCACAGAGAAAAAGAAGUCGAGCGAGGGGGGUAAACCGAGCAGGGGAAAGGGGGAUGGAGAGAGAGGAACGAAGGAGGAGAGACGGAGGGAGAGGAGAGGCUGGGUGACAGCGCCCAGAGAGCAGGGGGAGGGAGAGACUGACAGGCCCGGCAGUGUGUAUAGGACGUGCAGCUCCCCUCUGUCCGACAGCCAAUACAAUGAAAUCUUUCAGUCUGUACUGCAGCAGGGCUUGGACAACUGUCUUGAAGACACCGUGACAGUCUUAAAUGAAGUCGAGUCUCUGCAAGCCAGCAUUGAUCAACACUGCAAAGGGGACGAUGCAGAAUUUUCAGAGACCAAAUUCCUAAAUCGGGGCAAGGAUUCGGGCAAGGGGAAGAAGAAAGCGGGGGGGCUGCCUCUGCACAAGACUGGGGGCCGAGAGAGGAGCAGAAACCCUGACCAGCUGACCCCCAAGAAAGAGAAGAAGAAGAAGAAUGAGCAAAGAGAAGAGGGGGAUGAAAGAGAGCAGUGUGAGUGCUGGGUGCAGUGCUGCAGGAGAGCCUGUGGAAAGUGGAGGAAGCUGCCAGACAGCAUUGACCCUGCAGCCCUGCCUGAGGACUGGACCUGCAGCCACAACACAGACGCUAAGUACAGUCGCUGUGAGGCCCCUGAAGAGAGCUGGUCUGGGGGAGAGGACAGCACUGUCUACUCUGACCUUGUGCCAGGAUCCAUCGUGUGGGCGAGGCAGUGCGGCUUCCCGUGGUGGCCAGCUAUGGUGGACCAGGAUCCCGACACUGGAAACUGUUUCCUAUUCAAAAAGGAGUCGGACAAGGAACCAUUGAAAUGCCACCUGACUUACUUUGGUAAGCCUGCCACCAGAGCCUGGGUUUCAGUGUCGAUGAUAAAGAGCUUUCAGGAGCAACCGGAGACUGGCGUUGGGGCGUUUCAGAAGAAGGGAGGCCAGCGCGACUGCAGUAAGAAAGUGAAUGAAGCUGUGAAAAUGGCCAAGAAGGCACAGAAACUGAGCCUCAAGAAGCGCUUGUCGCAGUUUGGGUUCGGAACUCGCUACGAUGGAGAGGAGAGGCUUUCAUCCGAGGACAGCGACACUGCAGAAGUCCUGGGGAUUUUCCUGACAGACAGCAGCAGGAGAGGAGAGCGGUGUUCUCUCAGUGAUGAGGAGCAUCGACCAAAGCCAUCUAAAAAGCGCAAGAAGACACUCAGCAAAGGGAAAGAUUUGAGCCUCGGAAAAGCUCGGCGCGAGAGAAAGGAGAAGAAAGGAGGGAAGGUGUCAGAGGAGAAGGUGGAGAGCAAGAGCGAGCCACGAUUCGGCACGAAAGAAAACAAGCCUUUGGAAAUCUCCGCUCACAAAGCUCCAGUGAGAAAGUUUGCUUUGCCGAAAACCAGAGACCAGAGGGUGCCGGGGGGAGAGAGGAGUCCAGACAGCAGGAGAGGAGAGGAAACGGGCGCCCCCCCUGAUCCAGAGCAGGAGACCCUGUACAGCUUCACCUGGAGCAAAACCAGCAGCCAGGCAGCAGAGCUACAGAAGAGGGCAGGGGAGGAGGGAGAGGGAGAGGCAGGGGGGAGCCCAGAUAUGGGGCAGGGAGAGGGGGUACAGGAGGAGGAGAGCAUUACCCUGGUGCUGAGGGAGGAAGGAGGGAGCGAGGGAGAGGAGGGGAGCGAGAGAGAGGAGGAGGGCUCCAUAAACAAGGCUGUCCUGGGAUACCCGGUGCAGGACAAGGGGUUUGAUAAGGGAGGGGGAGGAGGCAAGGAUCUGCCCAUGUUCUCAGAAGAUGAUGAAGAUGAAGAUAUGGAAAUCCUAACGUGCCGACAGGCCGUGGAAACAGCGCUGGAAGAGGAGGAAGACUUCUCGCUCUAUCUGUUUGAGGAAGAGUAGAAUUGGUAAUCGUCAUUUUUUUUUUUUUUUUUUAAUCAUUAUUAAUAUUAUUAAUAGUGGGUUUAGGGUUUGUGAUGAUCGCUGCUUUUUCUGAAAGACUCUGGAGAACGGCGAUCCACGCAAACCCGAGCAGCUGUUCAAAAAAAUCAGCCCGAUCGACACCAGCGACCCUCAUCUGCGCAGAGGCGGAGCUGAAUAAUUGUUUUGUGCUGCUCUCCCCAGCGCUUAGUUAUAAUAAUAAAAUGAAAUGCGCCGGAGGGUUCCGCUCUAGAGCGGUCCUCUAACCCCGACUGCAACACCCCGUCUCACAAUCCCAGCCUGUUACUCUUCAGUUGAUUUCCUGACUGGUCAUUUUAGUAACACACAGGAAGUGUGUAUUUAUUUAUUUAUUUAUUUAUUUAUUUAUUUAUUUGGUUGGUUGGUUGGUUGUUCGUUAGUGUUUUUAGUAAGAGAGGAGCGCUAGUCUUUUUACAUAAUGUGUAGCUUUCAUCUUUAAUUAAAUUAAGUUCUUGAGUUAAAAGGGUCUUACUCUUUAAGAAAAAAAUAAAAUUAAAUAAAGUAACCAGAAGUCUUUU